CUAACACGUCAACUUUCUUAUUUUCAGGAUGAUCCCCGCAUAAUGAAGGUUGGAGAUAAGAAACGUUGGAUACACGACCCGAAUAGCGAGCUUUGUCGCCCACUCAACUGCAAAAAGAAGGAACUCUGUCUUUUGGAGGACACGUUCACGGCUGUCUGCGUCUCGAAGAAGGAGCUCCACAAAUCAGGGGACAUAGUGAUUCCGAAAUCUCGCGUGGUUCAACAGCGACGGAUGAGGGCCGAAACAUCAGUCGACUCCGACGACGACGACGCCUUCUUUGAUUCCGAGGACGACGACGACGAUCAGGACGAGUCAAAGUGCCAGGAGUGUCCCGUGGUGAAGCCUACGUUCCUCUGCGGAAGCGACAAUCGCACGUACAGCUCGCCGUGCCGUCUCGAGUACCACAACUGCAUUCACCACACCUCCGUCCACAUCGCCUGCAAAGGUUUUUGCCCGUGCAAAGUCGCCGAUCUGCGAACGUACUCGAAGAAGACGCAGAUGCAGAGGAAGAAGAUGCUCAUGGGCAAGAUGGGCCGUAGCCACGACAUCACCCUCACGCCCCGCGACUUCAAUUACGAUAAUCAUCACUACCAGUAUCUCAAGUACACGAAACGCGGCAAGGGACUCGCUAACGCGAACAGAUACGACGACAAGCAUCUGAUGAGCAACGAAGUCACGGACAAGGCACAGCCACCGUUGAAGGCGAUGUACAACGUGCAGUCGCCAUCCAGAAAUACGGAUUGCCCGUCGUCGUCCAAGCCCGCGAUGGCCAACCGCCUCCUAGACUGGUUCUCCGUCGUGAUGGCGGACUCCAAACAUCGCCGUCAGCAUCCCAAGCCUAAAGGUCACUUCCCAAUCGGUUGUCAGAGCGAGGUCAGGUGGAUGUUCGGGCACUUGGACAGCGACAGCGACGGCCGACUCUCACUCUCCGAACUGUACGGCCUGGAGCACGACCAGAAUGAACCAUGCUUGAAGCCCUUCCUGGAUAGCUGCGACACCGACAGCGACAUUUUCGUGAGCGGACCUGAGUGGUGUGGAUGCUUCUCUAAGGCCGAACGUCCGUGUGCCGCUGUGCGCAGACGAUCAUCGCCGGAUUCUGCACCCGCCUGCGAUUCGCGAGGAUAUUACCGCAGCACCCAGUGCCACCGUGGCCUUGGUCUCUGCUGGUGCGUCGAUCCGCACGGCGUCGAGUUUGCUGGUACCAGAGCGCGCGGCGCGAAGCCGGACUGCGACGCGAUUGUGAACAAGAUCAGCAGCGGUGGACUCAAAACCAACAGUGUGGAUCUCGACGACGAUGAGGACGGUGGUACCGACUCCGCUCAGGAUCUUGAAGGCUCAGCCGAUCAACCUCUAGAUUUUUAGACACGUUAGGGGCGGCGGCCGUCAACGGAAGCGCGGUAUCUUCAACCAAGCAUCUAAGAGCAGAGAACCGAUCGCACAGUCGAGAUCGUGGGAAGGUGCGCGCGCGCCUCCGCCGGCUUCAGGAACACCGCCGAGUUUGUGAUCGGAGGUGUCCUGUGUCGCCGUUUGGCCGCCUGUCGAUUCUGUCGAGGUCGCGGUCCACGCGCGACGAAACGAAACGUGAGCCUAAAUGAGUUCCGAGAGCAACGAAAAAGCACGACGAUCAUUAGUUGCGGGAAGGUCCGAAUCGCAUCGGAGAUCGUUGUCGAAUCAUCGUAACGACCUUAGUCGCGUCCUUCGUCCCAAUUAGGAAGUUCCGAUCAACACUAAAGUAGCAAGUGUCUUGCCAUGUCGUGCAAUAAUCGCGUAUGUCCAGCGGCAAGCGGCGUCUACAGUCUACGCAAUCGUAGAUCCCGUGCAAUCCGUAAUUCCGUGCAAUAUCCAAUAGAGUCCGUGUAGAGAGUACGCAGAUAUGGCCGAAAGUGUAACGAGGAUACGUGUGUGUGUGUGUGCGCGCGCGAAAGAGAGAGAGAGAGAGAGAGAGAGAGAGAGAGAGAGAGAGAGAGAGAGAAAGAGAGAGAGAGAGAGAGAGAGAGAGAGAAAAUUGCUGACGGGGUGAGAAAAUUCCGCUGCGAGCCGCGCUGAGCACCGACCGUUGGAUUGCCUCCGUGCCUGUCGAGGUAUCUCCACGCACAAUUAUGUCUAUAAAUAAUGCAAUUGCGUGUCGUUCACGCAUACAGAAAGCUGAAGGAGAAAGAGAUUUGCGAAAUGAGGAUGGGUCGAAAGCGAAGCGACGUAAUUUCGUCGUGUCGACCAGAACUCACGUACGCGACCCAAGUCACGCUUAACGGAAAACCACAGGUGAAAGAAACCCCAUAAGCGUAUGAUUUCUAAUCACUAGAUUAACAAUCGAUUGUAACGCUGAAACAUAAUGUAAACUGUGAAUCACGUGGUAACGAUGCGGCAAUUGAACGAAAUUAAAUCGGUCGAAGAGAAGAGACACGGGAGCGGGGAGAGGAGACGAGCGGAUGUGAAGUCAUUCUGCUACUGUCACACUUGCGCACGCUGAAACUUAGUUGAAUCACUCGAAGCAAAUAUAGGUUUUUCGUAGCUCUUGCCACUUCACUUUCGGCUGUGUUUCGCCGAACGCGGUAUAGAGAAUCUCGCCGUUAUUCCGCUUAUUUAUUACAUUCUCUCGCGGGCAAGAUCAUGUGUUUUUUUUUUGGUAGUUUAUUCUUCCUUUUCUCACAGCCAUCUUGCGUUGUAAAAUUACUAUGGCAUACGGAAUAAAGAACGAUCUAUUUCGUACUCGUUAAUAAUCAAUUUCACACUACGCAGUUCAAUCACGAUCGUAGGACGUCGAGCUGGUUGUUAGGAGGCGAGAGAUCGCUUAUAAAGAUAAGCGCGCGAAGUAUUAUUAUUACUCUAUUAUACGUUGCGCGACUCGAUUCGCAUAGAGUUAUGCAUUACGAUUCUUUGCGUCCGCAAUCGGAACGACAUCCAUCGUGCAAUGCUGAGAGUUGUUUUCUACGAAGCUAGAAAAAAAAAAUGUUCGACGUCGUGAUUCGUCUGCAUUUACUGUAAUUAUAAGCAUUUUUACUUACAACUUUUACUUAAAGAGUGUGUGGUACACCGUAGAUAUUAGAGAUAACAUGUAAUCCGUAGAGAGAAAAAAAAAGAAAAAAAAAGAUCAGUGUGACUAUGUGAAUAUGCCCCUAGCGUUAGAAGGCAAUUUACGUAGAGAUAGCCGAUACAAAAACUACACGUGUCUCAUUUAGAACGAAAGUGACAAUUCAUUUUGCAAGCCUAACGCGUUUCACACUUCGACAUGCAUUCCUUCUACGAAGUAUUCAGGGAAAACAAUACUCGUCGCGUAUCGAUCAAAGACAACAUUGUACGUACUGAAACUUUUGAAUAUGUCAAACUCAAUGUACAUUUUUAUCUUUCCUUUUCUAUCGACGCGUUUUACUUCGAUGACUCACGACUAUGGCAAUCCUUGUGAUUUCAUCAACUAUCGAGUUUCAUAACAAAUUGUGCACCCUUAUGUAUAUUUUGUUCUCCUAUUCAAAAGGUAACUUGAUAUCGUUUUGUCAGUUCAUCCAUAAUGUCUUGCCUUAAUGGACAUGGCGUGUUAAACUUGCGCAUUAAAGUAUGUAGAUGACACUUGAAAUAUAUCUACAUAUUUAAUUGAUAAACGACAUCGUCCGCAAUGAGCUAACGCAUAUUCCUUCCUGCAUCGAGCGCAAUUUGCAUUCCGCCUGACUUAUUGUACUGUCGACCUAGACUAAUUAAUAUAACUACAAGCGAACGUAAAAUAGUUUUAUCGAGUCUUGCAUAUUGUAUAUAUAUGAUUAUAUACAAUGAAAAUCAUCGUCAAUGAUCUUCGUACCAUGAUGAUUUUUGUAAGGUAUGCACUUGAUCAAAGCGUAAAGAAUUUUUACUUCAUUCAAGAGCUACCGUAAAUAUCUUACUUAAUCGGUAUUGUACAUGUGGCUGUAAGAAUUCUUUAUGAAUAAAGAUUGUUGUAGAAA
Molecule: messenger RNA, 3932 nt
Organism: Vollenhovia emeryi
Lineage: Eukaryota; Metazoa; Arthropoda; Insecta; Hymenoptera; Formicidae
Gene: Cow
Exons: 9
Biological process (GO): establishment of protein localization to extracellular region
Molecular function (GO): calcium ion binding; protein binding
Source: RefSeq, a predicted model, not a curated record